Schistosoma bovis is the source of this 7027-nucleotide messenger RNA. NCBI's taxonomy places the organism in Eukaryota, Metazoa, Platyhelminthes, Trematoda, Strigeidida, Schistosomatidae. The record is from the annotation of a GenBank genome assembly.
CACAUUUUAUUCAUCAAUCGGAUUAAAUAACAGAAAUACAAAGUUAAACUCAUUGAAACUAAUCACUAUUUCUAAACUUAUUGAAUGAAUGAAUAACCGAUGGUUAAUUGACGUAUCUCAUAUUUGGGCUAGUACACAUAUAUAUAUAUUUAUAUAUUGCUUCAUUUUAUCCUGAUGUAGUAAAUUAAUGAUAAUGAUGAAAGAAAAAUGAAUAUUGUGUUAUGGACAUAAACUUGUCAACACAAUAAUAAUGACUGUCUAUUGUCAAAAUCAUCAUAUUACAUAUAUUGAAUUGAUAAGUAUUUUUUGUUUAAAUUUACAAACGUAAUAAUAAAAAUAGUAAUAAUAUACUCUUAUCUCAAAUAGUAUAUUGAGAAAUAUAUGCGAAUUAACAUAGUUUGAAUAGUCAACUUACCCAUAGACACAUAGAGUAUUCAUAAUGAAAUAUGGAUUAUUUCAAAUUAAGAAUAAUUAUGAAUUAACAGUGAAAGUUAUAUAUCAACUACUAUAUUCAUUACUGUAAAUAUUAUUCUUCUAUUUGGCUUUAUUUUUUCUUCUUUGUAUGAUCAUUAUUGAUAUCAGUAAAACAAAAAGAUCAUAAGAAAACAAAAAUGGAUUUUUAUUGUUAUAUGUUAUAUACUACCAUUGUCUUUCAAUUUCUUAUAUUAAAUCAUUCUAACUAUGUGAAUGGACAAUAUACUAUGGAAUAUUUUAUUACUGAAGAAUGUCCACCAAAUACAUUAGUUGGAAAUUUAAAUAAUAUACCAUAUAAUUCAAUGAGUCAAUCAUAUUCAUUUAGUACUUUUCAACUUUUAUCAAAUAAUGUAAAUUUUUAUUUGAAUGAAUCUACUGGAUUAUUGUAUACACGUGGUCGAAUCGAUCGUGAAACUAUUUGUUCUGAUAAUAAUAUACACAGUAGUAAUACAAUUAAUAAUCUUCUUCCACAUUCAACAAAUGACUUUAGAAUUAAAGAAGUUGAUCAACUUGUAAUAAACGAACCGAAUUCUCUAAAUACAGGAUAUAUUACUAAAUCAAGUUGUGAAAUAUUACUACAAGCCUUACAAUUUAUUCAUGAUUCUCAUUCACGUGAAAAUAAUGAACAACAGCAUAGAGUGAUAUUAAUAAAAAUAUAUAUUUUUGAUAUAAAUGAUAAUACACCAUCAUGGCAAGAGAAUAUUAUACAAAUCAGUGUACCAGAACAUACUUCAAUCGGUACUAGAAUACCCUUACCAACAGCUAAUGAUCCAGAUUGUGGACCUAUUAAUACAACUGUAAAUUAUUCACUACUUGAUGAGAAUGUAAAAUUUCAGUCUUCCGUUAUAAAUUCAGAAAAAACAUCUUCAAUGCAAAAUGUUUUCCAUUUAGAUGCAGAGCUUAUAUCAAAUCCAGAUAUGAAUUUAAACACUGUGUGGAAUUAUCAAGCAAUUACUUGUAAACCACGGAUUUUUCGUUUAUGGCUUCGUAUUACACAAGAUUUAGAUUGUGAUGAUGAUGAUAAUACCGAUGAAACUGAUACUUUGACUUCAUCGAAACUAUAUCAUCCUGAAAGUGUGAAAGUAAAACAAGCAAAGUUGACUUUAAUUGCAGUGGAUGGUGGUCAACCGGUUAGUUUGACAGGCACUGUAACAAUAAAUAUAACAGUUACAGAUAUUAAUGAUCAUGCUCCCGAGUUUAUCGACUCUGGUCGAUAUCACUCUAAAACUACAAGCGAAUCAUCUUUAGUUCACUUAUCACCUGUCUACUCAGAAAAUGGAGAAUUAUAUAUACAGCUUCCUGAAAAUACUCCAGCUGGACGAGUUAUAUAUAAAGCACAAGCGGUUGAUCGUGAUGAAUCAGAUAAGAAAAAGCUUAAAUACACACUAGGAACAUCAGCCGGUCUAGAUGUUAGGGACACAUUUAGAAUAGACCCGAAAUCAGGUGAAGUAAUUCUUUUACGUUCACCGGAUUAUGAGCAACACAGAAUACACAUUUUACCAAUCACAGUAACUGAUGGUAAACACUUGAUAACGCAAAAGCUGACUGUACGAAUUCAAAACAUAAAUGAUCACCCUCCUAUGAUUUCAGUUCGUCCAGUUAUUAAACAGAAAUCGAGUAAUUAUUCUUCAAGUUCAUCGAUACGUCCCGGAGUUCGCAACUUUAUUAAUGGUCGAACGAUUCUACUAUAUGUAACUGAACAUGAACCACCAGGCCAGUUAAUAGGAACUGUAACAGUAACUGAUUCUGAUGAAAUUGCUGACCCGAUUCUUGCUAAAUCAGACAAUUUGAUUGAGAAUAAUGCCCCAACUAUGAAUUAUCAAUAUCAAACAAUUGAUUCAGAUACACAUCUAAGCAUUAAUUGUCAGUUAAAUCAUAAUGGGUUAGUGUUGGAACCUUUGUUCAAAGGUGCUAAAAAUCAAUUUAAACUUCUUACUUAUGCUAGUUUCGACAGAGAACAACAAACAGAUCAGUUUGCUACACUAACAUGCUAUGAUUAUGGCCAACCACCAUUAUCUUCACAAGUUGGUUUACAUCUUAUUAUUGAAGAUAUCAAUGAUCAUGGUCCUCAGUUUAAACAAAGUAAAAUGAUUGCUCAUAUAAAAGAAAAUAGUCCAUCUGGAACAAAAAUUUACAAAAUUGAUGCACAUGAUCCAGAUAUUGGUCCAAAUGCUUUGUUAGGUUAUCGUUUAGAUGGACAACACAUGGAUAAUUUUAUGGUUGAUGAAAAAACGGGUACAGUAACUAGUUUACGACCAUUUGACAGAGAACAGAUAGAUCAUUUUAAUCUAUCUGUAAUUGUUUAUGAUCAGUCUGAAUGGGUUACACUAAAUAAUUAUAAUAAUGAUAAUAUUACAUCUCUAACAGAUAUAACUAUAAAAACAAAUACAAUUGAACUGUUUAAUCGUAAAGCACCAAAACAGCAUAUUGUACAUGGAACUCUUCAUGUUUUCAUUGACGAUGUAAAUGACUGUGUACCAACAUUUGAUAAUUCAUUAUAUCAAUUGACUGUAUCCGAAGAUGCUAAAAUUAAUCAUUUAAUUGGACAAAUUGAAGCAAAUGACAGUGAUGCAACCGAAAUUAAUAAUCAAAUACAUUACGUCAUUAAACCACAAAUAGAAGGUCAAGUAAUUCAUGAAUUUCGUGUAUCAACUAAGGGUUAUAUUUAUGUGGCACGUGGUAAUUUGGAUAGAGAAAAAAUACCAGCUUAUAAUUUCUACUUAGUUGCUAUGGAUUCUGGACUCCCUACAUUAUCAUCUUCGACACAGGUUCAUAUACAUUUGAUCGAUGUUAAUGAUAAUUCACCACAAUGGAUAUUUCCAGCGCAUAAUCAUCAGAUUAUAAAUUUAACCAUUAAUGAACCAGUCGGUUAUCGUGUAGCUCAAUUAAUUGCUGAGGAUCUAGAUGAAAAUGAGAAUGGUGAAGUUAUUUAUCGUCUUGUUCAAACUAGUUUUAUGUCUAAUAUGCCUAAUAUAGUAGAUAGGACAAUAAUGACCAGCCCAUCAACACGUUUAGAUAAUACUAUUAAUAGUAAUGUACAAAUUGUCCCAAAAACAGACAUGAGAUAUGUCCCAUCACAUAAUGUUGGUAACUUGUUUGAACUGGAUUCCAUAAGUGGUGCAAUUUAUGUUGGUCGAUCAAUGAACAUAGAUGAUGUUGGAUCGAUUAAAUUAGUAUUAGAAGCAAGUGAUCGUGGUCAUCCAGCUAAAGUUAAUCAUAGGGUUUUACAAAUUGAUAUUUUUCGUUAUUUAUCACAAGCAAGUGCCUAUUUAUUGAAUGAAAACGACGGUGACAAUGUUGGAGUUAGUGAACAUGAUAGACAGAAGAACACAGUUGUUGGACAUGGAACCUAUUUAGAAAAUGAUCUAAUUGUAAUUGUAAUUAUGGUCGCUGUAACACUGAUAAUAUCGUUAAUACUCAUAUUAGCUAUUUUAUUUCUACGCUGUGGUGCAUGUACUCAACGAAAUACAACACAAUGUGAACAAAAUAAUCCAAGAUUUUAUAGACAGAGCCUCAAUCAUACACAUCAUCUUGAAGAAGUUUUUAGAGAUUCGGGAAUGCUUGAAGUUGAUGGUUUGCUUUCACCAGGAGCUGAACAUUUAUUGGGUGAAGGCGGUUUAAAUACUUUUCCUUCACCAAAUCAUCUUCAUCACCCACCUCAAUCUACAGAUUCGGAUAAAAUGAUAAGAAGCUUUUUAUCAAAUGCAGAGAAAAAUCAGUGGAUGAUGGCUGCAGUGGAUCCGAAAAAGCCUGAUACAUUACGAUCCCAUAAACUGUUCAACUCAACACAUCCAUUUCAUCCUUCACCUACAAAAUUAAAUGACUUAUCUACUUUGAAACGAGCCAGUCAGACGGGAACAAUCUGUCGUUUAAAACCUGUUGAAGAACGCUUUCUUGAUACUGGAUCGACUAAAAAUUCUCCUGAUCAUGAAUUGAAAUUAUUGAUGGGAGCAUGUCCAACACUCAGGCAACAAAAUCAGACUUGUUCAACUUUUAAAGCAGGUUCUUCACAACUUUCAGAUCUACGUAUUAAUUCGCCAUCGUAUAGAGAUCCUGGUUCUAUUAGAAAUUUAACUUCACCCAAUGAAAUAACAGAAGAUAUAGAAAGUAUGGAUAGUGGUCAUGGAUGUAGUACCGAUACAGGAAUGAUAGAAAAUCAUUUCCCUAAUUCAAGACCUCAAAGUUCACUCAAUACUUUUCGUGUGAAUAAUGCAACAUUUCGUCAAAGCAUCUACUGAAUCAACGUUAAAACGUUUUGUUCAAAAGUAAUCUGUGACCACAUUUCAAAAACAGCACAUUCAUACGCAGUUGGAAACAAUACUUUUAUCACUCAAUAAUAUACCUAACUGAAAUGAAUAAUUCAUUUUUUGAGGACUUAGUACUUUGUUGCAUUAUUUCAAGUAACUUAUAAGGAUACCUUGCUUUACUCUUAAUCUCCAGCCUGUUAUUGUUCUCUUAAUGUUGAACAGUUAAAAAGUGCUCUAUCAUCAAGAAGCCCAGAAUUAUUACCCACUGAACAGGAUGAUCUUACGUUGAAAGUCAUGGCAUAUCGUAGACGAAGUGGAACAUUACCACUAUGUUCUAUCCCAGUAAAUAAUGAUAACAUUGAAGAUGAAGAUAGUAUACUACCUACACAUUUCUCAACUAAAUUAAAUUCUGCAAAAUCAUCUAAUGAUCUAUUAAAAACAGCUGAUGCAAAAUGCUGUCUUAAAUAUAAUGUCGAACAACAACAACCUAAGAAUCGUUUAUCUGUUUCAUGGUUAGAUACACAUUCAACCUGUAAUACUGGACAAAAUCACAUUUCUAAAACUGUCACUUCUGCAUGUGCUCCUGCGUCAAGUCCAGAAUGUUGUACUACUACUGUCAAUAUGAAUAAUAAUACAAAUGAAAUAUCUAAAUUUUUAAGUUCAUCUUUAGAAAAUAAUAAUACUACUAUUACUAAUACUACUACUAAUAAUAAUAAUAAUGAUAAUUCUAAAGAAGAAUCUCAUAAUGAUAUAUCUCAAUCUACUGAAGGUACAAUGAUAUUAUUUAGUCCAGUAGAUCCACUUGGUUAUGCUCAAUUAAUUCAUACUCAAUCAGAUGAACAAUUUAUAUCACCACAAAAUAUUUAUACAAAAUUUCCAACAAGUUUUGUAUAAUUAAAAAUAUGUAAAAUAAAUUUUUUUUCCCAGGAAAAAAAAGAUAAAAAUCAUAACAGUUUAACUUAUAGAAAGAAAAUGUUAUUUUAAAAUUUGGCAUUUUGUUUUCAUUUUAUGAUGAAUAUAUAUAUAUAUAUUACAGUACAAUACAAACAGAUAAUAUACAUCAUCUCUCACCAAAUAGGCCUUCAUUACUUGGUUAUUCUUUAAUUUUGUUUGUUCGUUUGUUCGUUUCAAAUUGGUCUCAUCUGUUACACUUCAUAUUGUUAUCCUUAACUCUUACUUCUAUUUGUUCUUUCUUUCUCUUUUUUUUGUUGCUUCUUCCCUGAUGAUGAUGAUGAUGAUGAUGGUGAGAUCCAUUAUCGUGAUAAAUAAUUAUAAAAUCAAUUCAUAUAUGCACAUUUUUAUGGAUCUGUAUUUAUUUAUAUAAAUAAUUUUAUGUUCUUAUUUCUAUAAUUUCAAGAUGUUUUUUCCCUUUUUUUCUUUUGGUUUUCUCCUAAAGUAAUUGAGUCUAUAAGUAUUUCUUAAUAGAAUGGUACAUAAAUAUGUGGAAUGUAGGUAAUCAUGUAUACAUAUAUGAUAUAAUGACUUUGUCGAAGCGAUUUGUACAGAAUAUUCCAAUGUCGACUACGAUUGAUUAAAGUUCAGUCAAAAUAUUAGAAAUGGAAUAAAUAAAAUUAUUAUAACUUAUAAUUAAUAUUGUGAUUUAUUACAAGAUUAACAUAAUAGAAUAUGAAACUAGUUUAAGAAAAUAGAUGACGAUUCCUAAUGACUAUUAUAUAACAAAAAUAACGAGAAAUUAAGUAAUGAAGUAAUUGCAUAGAAACGAUUAUUUGAUAUAAUCAUAAUGAUGAUUUGUGAAGGAAGUUUAAGAAGUACUUCAAGGAAUAAUACUCAAAGACCGUUACUUUGUACAAUUUUUAUUAUUAUUCUUGAUUCUCUAAAUUAAUGGACUCAAUAUCCUUAUUUUUAUGGUGAGAAUGUAAUGUUACGAUUAGUAAAUUCAAAUUGAUAAACAUAUUUAGCUUUAGACUUCAACCACAUUUCAGUUUGAUGGAAUGGUGGCAUUUGAUUGCAUUAGGCCUAAAGGUAGAUCUUAUUAGAAUUCAUUAUAAAGUCCUCAUAUUUUCUUUUAUUAUGAACUGUAGGAAAAAUGAACAUGCAAUGCAGACAGUCACCAAUUUGUUGGGACUAAAAUCUUCAAUUGAUCAAUUUCUAUUGCGUUGUGCGUUUCAUUAGUGAACAUCUAGGUACCGUUUUUUGAUUGCAAGUUUUCAAUAAGUGUGCGGUGUAGAUAACAGUGAAAUACAGAGUGUUACGUUCGUUAAGCUUGAAUGCUACUACUGAUUCGGCUUAUUCGGAGCGGAACGAAGGAUCAACGGUUCAGAUACUCGAUAGUCUAUUCUGGUCCG